AUUGCAAUCUGGCUAUGCGGAAAUAGAUGGACGUUUCAUGUCACCGAGCUUGCAUCCCACUCUUGGACUGAAGACCUAAGCGUUCACACCAGAGAACGGGAUUGCAUUUUAGUGACACAGUCUCUAAAUACUGUUUUUUUCUCAUCUUUAUGCUGUUCAUAUCUGUAUAUUUGGGUACAUAUGUAUACAUCGUUCCUCACUGGAGCACAGCGGACACGGAUCUGAAGGGUUUUUUCUUGGUCCCCUCAAUAAAGCAAAAGUGGGCUGUAGUUUUCUCUCUUUUUUUCGGUGGAUCAAAGUAAAUUGUUUCCUACCGAGCAUCAACAUGGACGUGUUGGCGAAUUACAGUAUUUUUCAGGAACUCCAGCUCGUGCAUGACACCGGCUACUUCUCUGCGAUGCCUUCCCUGGAAGAGAACUGGCAGCAGACCUGCCUGGAGUUGGAGCGGUACCUACAGACGGAGCCCAAGCGGCUGUCAGAGCUCUUCGACGAGGAGCUGGACUGCCUCCUGACACCGGCCUUCCUGAAGGGCGACGGAGACGACGACCUGAUGGACCCCUUGCUCCCCAGCCUCAGCCCCCCGCCCCUGCUCGCCAGCUCCCCCGCCAAACCCCCCUCCACGCCUGCCGCCACCGCUGCCACCGCCAAGACCCCCGACACCUGCGCCAAGGAGGGGGCGAGCGGGGUGAGCGCGGCCCAGCUGAGCGCCGCCGUCACCUCCCUAACGCCGCCCUCGUCCCCGGAGCUGGGGCGUCACCUCGUCAAGCCACCCACGCAGACGCUGACCGCCACCGCUGAUGGCACUCUCACACUCAAGCUGGUGCCCCGGAAGUCGGGGGGCCUGGCGGCCGCCCACGCACUCUCCUCUCCGUCCAGCAGGGGGCAGCAGAGUGACGGGGAACAAGGGGGCGUGGGGGCACUCAGUGGGGGGGACAUCCCGGAAAACAAGAAGAGGGUCCAUCGCUGCCAGUUCAACGGCUGCAGGAAGGUCUACACUAAGAGCUCACAUCUGAAGGCACACCAGCGAACCCACACAGGUGAGAAGCCCUACAAGUGCUCGUGGGAGGGCUGCGAGUGGCGCUUCGCCCGGAGCGACGAGCUGACCAGGCACUACCGCAAACACACCGGCGCCAAGCCUUUCAAGUGUAACCACUGCGACAGGUGUUUCUCUCGGUCAGACCACUUGGCCCUACACAUGAAGAGACACAUCUGAGACUGAGUGCGUGUGAAUGCGUGUGUGAGAGAGAGAGAGAGAGAGAGAGAGAGAGAGAGAGAAACAACAAGAAAAAGAGAGAGAGAGGAGAGGAAGAGGAGGAGGAGGGGCGGAAAACGAACAACACGUCAGCAUUUUGCACGUACCACCAGGAGAAGGCCCCUGCGGAGACGUUAUAUGGGAGCACAGCGCCUGGUGGGCCGCCGCGGCACCCGUCGCCAGCGUGGAGGGAAGAGACCGAGGAGACGGUUUGAAAGGAAUGCGGAGCUUUUCUAACAGCCCACCAUCCUGGUUUCGUCAGCCGAUUAGCCAUGCCUUGCCUAGCUGGGGCUGGGAGUCAGACACUGCCAAACGAUUUUGCUGAUCUCAUUGUACACCUCUUUGUUUUUUUCUUUUUUUUUUGUCUCAAAACCCAGAGAGCGCUCAGAAGGUGAUACACACGCCGAAAUGUUUGCAAGCUUAGCGCUUAGCAAGUCAGGUGGGAUACUGCUUUGGUUAAAAAUCAUUCCCAUCAUUUUUCAGUGUGAAGUCCUUCUGUUUUUGCCUCUCGAGGGUCUUUACAUAAUCCAUCAAUUGCAGUUACGCCAACCGCCACAACAACAACCACAAACGAACACAACAUAGCCAAGCUCACAUGACGGAGACCAACGGAGCUGGUGGCCAAAACAGUGACGCAAAAGUGACGCCCCACCCCCUGGACACUGAUCGGGACCUUGAAGAAGUGGAGCCAGGGGCAUGUGCAGACUCCACACGCUCCCCCCCUAGGGGGCGAUCUUCUCUCUCACCCUCACGCCUGGCAGCUCACAGGCAACCUAACAACUACGCAGCGACACUUUCCUGCUUUUUUUAAGAAAAAAAAAAGUUUUUUUGUUUUUUCUCUGAGCUAAAAUGUCUUAAAACUCACUAAACUUUUGCUUUACGUUUGUGAGUGAGGACGUGCACAUAUGGUGAUAUGAACCACCUGCCGCAUGCACAAGUGAAACUCAGUAGCUGCUAUCGAGCACUGACGGCAAAGAAUAUGGAAAAAAACUGAAAUCUGAAAAAAAGGCUUUAUGAUUGCUGACUUGAAAUGUAAGGGAAGGCCUUCUGCUUUUCAUUUUUUGUAAGGAUUUUCAUUUUUGGGGCAAAAUCCACUACGAAGCAAACUCAUACAAACAUAUCUCUCAAGCCUGUUCCUGGAGUAAGGCCAAAGGAACCUCGAAACGCCCCCUUGGCAAAACAGGAGUAAUUCUGUCUUUACUGGAACAGGACUAUGGCCCUCCUUCUGGUCAGAAAGCCAAUUUGGGAAGGGGGUGUAAUCUGGAGGUCCCCCUGCCCCACCACCGCCGCCGCCUCUUGGCAGGUGGUGACACUGGUGGAUGGGACACAUGACGAUCUCAGAUUGGGAUGCCCACCCUCGUUUGGACCCAGAAGUAUACGGCCAAGUCAGCGCAGAGGGACUGUUUCAUACGUACCUGUUGUCUGCACUGACUUUUUCAAUGUUGUCUGUGCUUUUUUCAUACAGGAAAAAAAGAAAACACAGAAAAAA
Megalops cyprinoides (Indo-Pacific tarpon) is the source of this 2741-nucleotide messenger RNA. It is a transcript of the gene klf7b, whose product is annotated as Kruppel-like factor 7b. Gene Ontology annotation, biological process: regulation of transcription by RNA polymerase II. The coding region runs from base 326 to 1213 and encodes 295 amino acids. NCBI's taxonomy places the organism in Eukaryota, Metazoa, Chordata, Actinopteri, Elopiformes, Megalopidae. The record is from RefSeq and is a predicted model, not a curated record. The transcript has 4 exons. Gene Ontology annotation, molecular function: DNA-binding transcription factor activity, RNA polymerase II-specific; RNA polymerase II cis-regulatory region sequence-specific DNA binding.